AUGACUCCGAAAUAUUUUGCCCUCUUCUUCACUUUUUUAGUCAUCAAUACUGCAAAAGGGGAAGAAACUAAUAUAAGGUCUCCAGUAAGCAGUGAGGAUGCUCAGCCCAUGCAGAGACGCUACUCAGAAGCCAUCCUAGCCAGUGACUAUAGCAGAUCAGUUGAUAACAUGCUCAAAAAGAACUUUGUGGACUGGUUGCUGGGCAGAAGAGAGAAGAAAAGCGAAAAUAUUUUGGAUACAACCAAGAGGCAAGCUGAAUUCCAAAUUCCCGAUCUCAACAUGAUCAGAGACACAAUGGACCAGUUUGAGGUGAACAAGGACUUCACAACAUGGCUACAGAAUCAUAACCAACAAAAUAGCUUCUAUGAUGAUGCCAAAGUAAAACUAUGCCAGGAGACCAUAGAUAUACUCAUGGCAAUGGAUUUGUGCAAAGCUAGGUGAGUUUCAU
Staurois parvus is the source of this 448-nucleotide messenger RNA. The record is from the annotation of a GenBank genome assembly. NCBI's taxonomy places the organism in Eukaryota, Metazoa, Chordata, Amphibia, Anura, Ranidae.